Perkinsus marinus ATCC 50983 is the source of this 639-nucleotide messenger RNA. Its product is annotated as Aprataxin, putative. The annotation marks the transcript as partial. NCBI's taxonomy places the organism in Eukaryota, Perkinsozoa, Perkinsida, Perkinsidae. Gene Ontology annotation, biological process: double-strand break repair; single strand break repair. Gene Ontology annotation, molecular function: single-strand break-containing DNA binding; DNA 5'-adenosine monophosphate hydrolase activity; double-stranded RNA binding. The record is from RefSeq and is a predicted model, not a curated record. The transcript is spliced from 3 exons. Gene Ontology annotation, cellular component: nucleus.
UGGCGAAAAGCUCUGUAUCUCACCCUCACACGCUCAGCUGAGAGUAUUGUGCAUGAAUCGCAAAAUGGCUUUGUUACGGUAUACGAUGGAUACCCAAAAUCAACAGUUCAUUUGCUAAUAAUACCGAAUAAGAAGCUCAAGUCACCACAGCAAUUAACCAGAUCUGGUGAGUUCGGAUUACCAUUCCUCCGUCAAGUUCGUGAGUAUGCUACAUGGCUCGUCGGAGAACUACACAAACAAGAGAAUUUGAAAGAGUUGAAUUUUAAAGUUGGCAUUCACGCCGUACCCAGUCUCGAGCCCUUCCACGUUCACGUUAUCUCCACUGAUAUGAGAAGUUCGCGAAUUAAACACAAAAAGCAUUGGAAUUCCUUCAACACUCCGUUCUUUGUUGAGCUGAGCGAAGCGGAGGAGAUAUUACAACGCGAUGGGAAUCUGCACUCCAUCCUAAGUCGAGAGGCACAUUUACGUGAUGACCUGCUGUGUAACGUAUGUGGUCACAAUUUCGGUGGUCACUUCACGAAGCUGAUUCGUCAUGUUAUGGUAUGCUCACAGCAUCCCGCGACGAAACGGAGUGCGGCUGUGGAUGACUACAGCGAAAAUCAGACUAAAUCUCGACGACUUGAGAGUUGAAUGCUCCCC